This is a messenger RNA of Zea mays, 1572 nucleotides long. RefSeq names its product Calcium uniporter protein 4 mitochondrial. The record is from RefSeq and is a predicted model, not a curated record. Gene Ontology annotation, biological process: mitochondrial calcium ion homeostasis; calcium import into the mitochondrion. The transcript is spliced from 2 exons. Gene Ontology annotation, molecular function: uniporter activity; calcium channel activity. Bases 120 to 1139 code for a protein of 339 amino acids. Gene Ontology annotation, cellular component: uniplex complex. NCBI's taxonomy places the organism in Eukaryota, Viridiplantae, Streptophyta, Magnoliopsida, Poales, Poaceae.
UCCCACCUUGCUCCAUCGGCCAGACACGUCGCGCCACCUCUGUCACAUAACACGAAACCAUUCUUCUAUACCAAACAACAGAUAGAGCACUAGAGCUGGUGUCAGAGAGGCAAACACAAAUGGCGUUCCACAGAACAAUGGCACGGUGCCUAUGGGCAGGCAAGAACGCGGCCGCUAGCGGCGCGGCCAUUCCCAAGCCUCCAUCUCCCCACCUCCCGGCACGGCGGUCUCUGCCGGCCGUGGACGACUGUCAGACGCUCGCAUUCCUGCGGCCGAGGCCGACCGCGGUCGGGUACGCCACCGCGACCGUCCCGCUCCCGGCGCACUGCUUCCCCGCCCUCCCCGUCGGCGACCACCUCUUCCGCCGCCUCCAGCUCGACGGGCUUAUACCUCCCGUGAGCACGGUAGCGCGGCCGCCGGAGGAUGUCGGCGUGACGGUGGAGCAGGCGAGGAAGGUGGCGAGGGCGGCCGAGAUGGAGGUGGCGCGGGCGAGGCUGAGGUCUAACGCGCAGAGCGUCGUGUCCGGGUCGGAGUUCGCCGCGCUCUGCGUCGACAUUGCCGGCGGCGUCGAGGGCGGCCGCAGGCUGGCCCGUGCGCUCGACGAGUCCGGCGGCGUCAUCGUCCUCGGCGACGUCGUCUUCCUCUGCCCCGACAUGGUAGCGAAGGCCAUCGGGAGCAUCCUCCCCGGGAAACAGCAGCAGCUGCAGGCGCCGCGAGCCGGAGACGGGAGCGAGGCGCGCAAGCGCGAGCUGGAGGCGAUGGAGGCGCAGAGGGCGGCGAUCGACGCGGCCGCGGCCGCGCAGGUGCGCCGCGAGCUGUGGUGCGGGCUGGGCCUGCUGGCGACGCAGACGCUAGGCUUCAUGCGGCUCACCUUCUGGGAGCUGUCGUGGGACGUGAUGGAGCCCGUGUGCUUCUACGUCACGUCGCUCUACUUCAUGUCCGGCUACUUCUUCUUCAUGCGCACGGCCACGGAGCCGUCCUUCGAGGGCUUCUUCCGGAGCCGCUUCGCGUCCAGGCAGCGCCGCCUCAUGCGGGCGCGCGGCUUCGACGUCGACCGCUACAACGCCCUGCGGAAGGGGCAGGGGCUGGGUCCUCUCGGCGACCCCGACGCGUGUAGGCACGUCAGCCAUGCACAAUAACAGCGCGUCGGCCCAGACUAGGUUGCUUGGCUUGUGGUGCCAGGAGGGCACAUGAGAUAAACGUGGCAGGCAUGGUCGACUCACCGUCUAAUCGUGAAGCAACAACUCUCCCGUAUCGGUUCAGGAGCACAAGCUAUUGUAGAAGAAGGCUUAUCGCUCUUCAGAACGGGAAGUGUUAUAAUUAACUAACGUGUGGCACCCGCCCCUGAUUCACACGAUCUCACACGCGUGUUUGAUUCAAGAAGAGAAACGUAUCAAGCACUCGAGGUUACCUGUUUGAGCAAAUUAGGUUACGAUCCUAGUGGCUUAGGUCAGGCACACCAAAGCCGUGGCGUAUGUGUCGUGUGUAUGCACGGAUGGCGUGAAAAACAUGUCGUCGACACACACAAGCACAAGCAUAAAACAAGAGUUCGUUAAAAGCCCCACGGCUUUC